CUUCCCCCCCUCCAGCUCCUGCUCCUGCUGCUCUCUUGCAAAACUGGAAUUGGCUGGGAUUAUUUAAGGAGGAAAAAAAAAAGAAGAAGGAGAAGUAGAAGGGAUCAGAGCAGCCGCCAGAGAGAGGGCGAUAGAGUCCACUUUCCUCCAACUGCCCUGGGUCUCCUUCCCUCAUUCCUCUUUAGCAACACCAAGAGCCCCAAACUGAACCCAGAGCAGCUUUUUCCAUCAGUCCACUUCCCUUCCUUCCCUCAGUCUCACACACAGCAAGAAGAGACCCCCUUCCUCUUCUUGCCUUCCCUUCGCAUGCUCAGCCUCUUGUUUCCUUUCAAGCACUAGAAAUCCCCUCUUCUUGCCCCCCACUCCUCCAAGCAGACUGGGAUUGCAAUGGGAGCUUUGCAGAUUGCUGGAUUUUCCAUCCUUUGCUUUCUCCUCCACUCUGGAAACACACUGGCAAAUAAAGCCGGUCAAGACGUCGACGAGUGCGUGGAAGGCACCGACAACUGCCACAUCGAUGCCAUCUGCCAGAACACCCCCAAGUCCUACAAAUGCAUCUGCAAGUCCGGCUAUACCGGAGACGGGAAGCACUGCAAAGAUGUCGAUGAGUGCGAGCGGGAAGACAAUGCGGGCUGCGUCCACGAGUGCGUGAACAUCCCCGGCAACUACCGCUGUACCUGCUACGAUGGCUUCCGCCUGGCGCAUGAUGGCCACAACUGCUUGGACGUGGAUGAGUGCUCGGAGGGCAACGGCGGCUGCCAGCAGACGUGCGUCAACAUGAUGGGCAGCUACGAGUGCUUCUGCCGGGAGGGCUUCUUCCUCAGCGACAACCAGCACACCUGCAUCCAGCGCCCUGAAGAAGGAAUGAACUGCAUGAACAAGAACCACGGCUGUGCCCACAUCUGCCGGGAGACCCCCAAGGGGGGCAUCGCCUGCGAGUGCCGCCCUGGCUUCGAGCUCACCAAGAACCAGCGUGACUGCAAACUGACCUGCAACUAUGGGAACGGGGGCUGCCAACACACCUGCGACGACACCGACCAAGGGCCCAAGUGCGGCUGCCACGUCAAGUUUCUCCUGCACUCCGAUGGGGUGACGUGCAUAGGGGAGAGACACUUCCAGCAACACGUUAUCCUUGAGACGUUUUCUAAUGAGACGUGUGCUGUCAACAACGGUGGCUGCGACAGCAAGUGUCACGACGCGGCCACGGGCGUGCACUGCAGCUGCCCCAUGGGCUUCAUGCUCCAAGCCGACAGGAAGACGUGCAAAGACAUCGACGAGUGUCGGCUCAACAACGGCGGCUGCGACCACAUCUGCAGGAACACGGUGGGCAGCUUUGAGUGCAGCUGCAAGAAGGGCUACAAGCUGCUCAUCAACGAGAGGAACUGCCAAGACAUUGACGAGUGCUCCUUCGACCGGACCUGCGACCACCUCUGCAUCAACACACCCGGCAGCUUCCAAUGCCUCUGCAACAAGGGCUACACGCUGUACGGGCUCACCCACUGUGGAGACGUCGAUGAAUGCAGCAUCAACCGGGGUGGCUGCAAAUUCGGCUGCAUCAACACUCCUGGCAGCUACCAGUGUACCUGUCCCGCUGGCUGCAAGCUGCACUGGAACAAAAAGGACUGUAUAGCCGGCGCGUGUCCCUCAGACCUGGUGAAAUGCCUGCCAGGUUCAGUGCCACCACGGGCCACCCUCACCUGCAACAAGACGGGCAAGAAGGACAGCUGUGCCCUCACCUGCGCCUCCAAGGCUCGCUUUCUGCCAGAGUCGGACAGCAGCUACACGGUGAGCUGUGGGACCCCUGUCCUUCGGCAGGGUGGCCAGCAGAGACACGCCAACAGUAGCCAGCAGUGCCUCGAGACUGUCCCCGCGCCAAUCAAGCAAAAAGCAUCCUUCAAGAUCAAGGAUGCCAAAUGCCACCUGCACCCGCGGGCCAAGGGCAAGCAGGAUGAGGCCGGGAAGGCUGGGGUGCAAGGCGGUUCGGCACCUUGCUCCGAUUGCCAGGUUGCCUUCGUCAACCUCAAGUGCGACUCCUCCAAGAAGGGGAAGGGCCGCCGAGCUCGCAACUCCUCCAACAAGGAGGUGACACGCAUCACGCUGGAGUUCGAGGCAGAGAUCAAGCCAGAGGAGAUCACAGCCAGCUGCAACCUGCACUGCCUGCGACAGAGAGUGGAGAAAAAGCUGAAAGCGGCCAUCAAAGCCUUGAAGAAAUCCAUCAACCAGGAGCGAUUCCUGCUCCGCUUCGCUGGGAUGGAGUACGAGGUGGCACGGAAGCUGAGCGUGAUCCCGGAGCGACAGGAGAGCUGUGGACCGGGUCAGCAGCGCCUGGGUGGCAAGUGUGUUAGCUGCUCGCAGGGAACGUAUUACCAUGGACAGACGGAGCAAUGCGUCCCCUGCCCUGCUGGCACCUACCAGGAGAAGGAAGGGCAGCUCUCCUGUGAUCUGUGUCCCCGCGGCGAUGCUUUCGGACCGGUGGGAGCCACCAACAUCACCGGCUGCACAGGUCAGUGUCCCCCUGGCCAGCACUCGGUCGACGGCUUCAAACCAUGCCAGCCGUGUCCCCGUGGCUCCUACCAGCCCGAGGUGGGGCGGGCGCUGUGCUUCCCCUGCGGCGGGGGGCUGACCACACGCCACGAGGGAGCCCUCUCUUUCCAGGACUGUGACACCAAGGUCCAGUGCUCCCCCGGGCACUACUACAACACCAGUGUCCACCGCUGCAUCCGCUGCGCCGUAGGCACCUAUCAGCCUGAUUUUCGGCAGAAUUACUGCAUCGCCUGUCCCGGCAACACCACCACCGACUUUGAUGGUUCCACCUCUGUGUCCCAGUGCAAAAACCGGCAAUGCGGGGGGGAACUGGGCGAAUACACGGGCUACAUUGAGUCCCCCAACUACCCGGGGAAUUAUCCUGCCAAUGUCGAGUGUACCUGGAACAUCAACCCACCGCCCAAGCGCAAGAUCCUCAUCGUGGUGCCGGAGAUCUUCCUCCCCUCUGAAGACGAGUGUGGCGACGUCUUGGUCAUGCGGAAAAACUCUUCUCCAUCCUCCAUCACCACCUACGAGACGUGCCAGACCUACGAGAGGCCCAUCGCCUUCACCGCCCGCUCUCGGAAACUGUGGAUCAACUUCAAAACCAGUGAAGCCAACAGCGCACGGGGCUUCCAGAUCCCAUACGUGACCUACGAUGAGGACUAUGAGCAGCUGGUGGAGGACAUUGUGCGGGACGGCAGGCUCUACGCCUCUGAAAACCAUCAGGAGAUCCUCAAGGACAAGAAGCUCAUCAAAGCUUUCUUCGACGUGCUGGCGCAUCCCCAGAACUACUUCAAGUACACGGAGAAACACAAGGAGAUGCUGCCCCGCUCCUUCAUCAAGCUCCUCCGCUCCAAAGUCUCCAGCUUCCUCCGGCCUUACAAAUAGCCCACUGUGCCCCCACUGCGACCGGGCCACCCCGCAGCCAAGGAAAACCUCUUCUCCCUUCCUUCUCCUUUCUGAUUUUCUCCUUCCUCCGCUCGGCUGCACCAGGACAGCCACCUCUCGCCCCACAGAUGUCCCCACCACGAUUUGUCCCCGCAGAGCCGUGCUGCCAGCCGGAGGGGGGAUGCUCCGAUCUCAUCCAGCCUCCAGCGAAGCUGCUCCUCUCUUCCAAAGCAGCUUCUUCGUUUUAGGAAACCGAAGUGCUGGUGGUUUCACCAGGCUCUGUUCUCCCUUUGGUUUCCUUUACACCAGGUCUGUCCCCAUUGCUCAUGACAUCAGGAGCGUCAUCGUCGUGGUUUGAGCCCCACCGAACCCUUUCACGGAGGAUGGCAAGAAGGUAACGCCGUGUUUCUCGCGGCGCCUCAGUUCCCGGCGUCGCUUUGAGGAGAUCGGGGGAAAAGAAAUUAGAAAAAAAAAUAGCAUCCUCAGUUAAAAAGAAAAAUAAAAGGAGACAUCGGCAAAGCCCAUCAGCCAACGGCAACCGUGGUGGCUCCGGUGGCCGUCCCGCCGGAGAGUCGCGCCGGCGCUGGGAGGGAAGCACAGCCAAGCCAUGUUCCCGGAAAACAAUGUCUGGCUGCACGGGAGAAAACAGGGAGCGAAGGAGAAGAACUUUCAGCCGGGUUUGGGCUUUUUUUCCUUUCCUUCCCCCCUACCCCAGACACUCGUGCCAAGAAACCAGACUUUCUUACAAGCUCUGCCAAAGAGUAACUCGGAAAAGCAAGCUUUGUGAAGAGCAGGAGUAAAUGUUGGUGCACUAGGAUAUCCUCCUUUCUACCUUUUUCAUAUGAAUUAAGUGCAAUCGUUUGAGUCUUCUUUAUAUUAUUUAGAGGGAAGGUUGUUUUUUGUUUGUUUUUUUUUCCUACUAGAAACGACAAUAUUUAUACCUGCCUGAAAAAUGAGAAUGUGCAUUUGUAACAAAAAAAAUCCCAAACUCACCCAACCUUAAGCCAACCCUGCCGAGCGGUGGGACGGUGUUUUCAGGCCUUGCAACCUUUUCUGCUGCGUUUCUCCCCGAUAAAAACCCACAUUUGGGGAGGGAGAAGGUGCCCCUCCUGCUCGGCGUGGGAUGGGGUGAGGUUUUGAAGGGGUUUGAGGUCCGAGCACGGAGGAGAGGGAGCGGCUGGGGUGGUUGAGUGCUUUUAGGCUGAUCCACCGCAGUUUGGGGAUUGUUUGAGUCUUGUUGUGAGGAAGACGCAAAAGUUUUGGCCCCGUCACCUGCGUGUUUUGCUUCUCUGCAGAGGCUCGGGGUGAGCCAAGGCGCAGGGGAGACCCAGGGCAGGUCCCAAGGAAGGAAGGGACCCUUCCCAAGGGAGCUGCCCCAAGAUCUCUCCCCGAGGUAUGGAGAUCCACACCCUCCGCGGCUCUGGGGAAGCUUUGUGCUUCCAAGUCCCUUCAGGUGCUUUUGGCUCCAUCCCUUUCCAUGUGCUCAUCCUGCCGCGAUGCUGCAGGAGCCCCUUCCAGGGGGGGGCUGGAAUCUUGGGGGGACCCCAACCUUUCACCCCUACCCCGUUUCAUCUCCUUCCCCAGCUUUGCAGACAGCCAGGCAGGGGACAAUAGCUGGGUGGAUGUCACCAAGGGGUUUGUCCCCCUCCGGCAUCUUCAUGCUGGGGACAGGAGCCCACUGCCACCGGUCACCCUUCCCCAAGCUUCACUCCCUUUCCAGCCCUCCCAGCAGCUCUCAGCUUGUCACCUCCCUGUGCCUUCAUCCCCAUCUUCAUCCUCUCCAACACCUGGAGCUGCCAGGACUGCUGCUUUCCUGGUGGCAGGUCCCCUCCCAUCCCUGCCUGUCUCUCUCGCUGUCCCCUUGAGCACAUCCGAGCUGAGCCCUGCUCUUAAUGAACCAAUUAUUUAUUGCUCUGCGCAUUCCCCCUGGAUCAGUCCUUGCCAAAACCAGGAGGCAACUGCUGGCCCGUGUUUUCCCUCCUCGAUCCAUGCUGCUCCAGCACCCCAAAAGCAUCUUCUGGGCUCUCUUGGGGGCUGUGGGCUGGGUGAGCGCUGGCAAAGGGGGCUGAGUUUUGUCCCCAAGACGCAUCGAUUGGAAAAGGCUGCCCUGAUUCAUCCCAGCUGUGGAUUUACUCCUCCUGCCACCCGGCUUCCAGCCUGUUUGGAAGCUCAACAUCUGCAGGCUGAGUUGUUUUUCCCUUGGUUGGUGUCUGAAAGCAGUUGCUUUGAUGCACAAAAGCUGUUGUAGGGAUUUGGAAGGGGGGGGGUUUAUAGCUGCAGGGCAGUGGCAGCGGAGCGGUGACCACCGAAAAGGUCUUUUAGAGUUAGAAAGGAGAAAAAAAAACCACAACGGCAAAACUAAAACCAAGGCAGGAAUGACCAACCGGUGCGACACAGCUGCUCGCGCUCACCAAGAAGUUCAUGAAUUGUGAUUUAACAGCAGGGACGCUCUGACCUUGACUCUGGAGCUCCUGAAGUUCUCAGGGUGUCCUGGUUGCCACCAAUACACCAACCACCUCCACUCCCUUAAAGCAGCUUGGGAAGGGCGAGCCGGGCAGCAAAUCCUCCUGUAACAGCCAAAAACACCGGGUAAGGGCUCCCCCAACCCCUUUCACCAAAUAACUUCCCCUAAAAAAACCCACAGGGUCACCAGAACCCCCUCACUACAGCUCAGCCCCUCUACACCCACACCCAGAAAAGGUUUGGAAGGCUGAAAACUGCCUCAGCAGCCACCUCGGAUGCAUUGAAUGUUGCGCCACGGUGAACAAAAAAUAGGGGUUGUUGGGGUUUUUUUUUGUUCUUUUCAUGUUGGGAUAUUUAUGUCUGCCUUUUGCAGCGGGCCAUGAUGACCAUCUCCAGCAAAAAGUGAUUAAAGUAAUGAGAAAGAUGUAGUUCAUGAAGUUAUUUGCACUUGAUUAAAAGAGAAAAAAAAAAAUGUAUCUGAACUUUGUAAAAAGAAAUGUUUGCAUUUUGUAUUGUCUUUUUUUAAUUAUUAAAUGGAAUUUCUUGGUGUUGUGUUGAUCUUUCAGAAACCAGCUCUGACGCUUAUUUUAAAGCUUUUUUAACAGCAGGGUCCAAAACUAUUUUCAUUGUUUUGUUCCCUCGGAUGCAAGGCAAGCUCUGCUCAUGGUUUUUUUCUCCCCAGAAGCUGAAAUCCUACCUAAUUCCAUAACCCUUCACUAUACAAUGUAUUUAUUUAUAUACAUCAGAGUCAUGGAAGUUUGGGUUGAAGGGACUUCAAAGCCAACCCAGUCCCACUCCCUGCCAUGGGCAGGGACACCUC
Molecule: messenger RNA, 6694 nt
Organism: Cuculus canorus (common cuckoo)
Lineage: Eukaryota; Metazoa; Chordata; Aves; Cuculiformes; Cuculidae
Gene: SCUBE3
Product: signal peptide, CUB domain and EGF like domain containing 3
Exons: 23
Coding region: 388-3411 (1007 amino acids)
Biological process (GO): signal transduction
Cellular component (GO): cell surface
Molecular function (GO): calcium ion binding
Source: RefSeq, a predicted model, not a curated record